AUGCAACAAAAACUGCACGAGAACUUGAUCGACCAAAUAAGUGAAAGUGUUGCGAUGGAAAUGAAAAUUCCGAUACGUGAUCUCUUAACGGAUGCUAAAGAGUUAAAUUUUCCGAACUUAGAAAGAAUACAGCUGUUCACCGAUGAAUCGUCCAAUGCAACGAGUAAGGAUGUUCAGCGGCGGGCUUUAACAACGAAAAGAAAGUUGGCCAAUAAAGUCUUUAGGGCUCGUGAUUCCCCGUUGACGGAUAUGAUGGCGGUGAGACACAUCAAAACGAUCUAUCACAUUUUCGUCGUGAUGCUGAUAAUCCUUUUCCUUUACACCGUGGUGCACGACCUUGUGGAUACUGGCAUUAUCUAUCUGGGUUUUCGACCGAUCAUUGCUGGGUUCGGAAAGUUCCACAUUGCACUGAUGCUGUGGUGUUGUAUGCAAACUUCCACCUUCUUGCUGUAUCCCUGCUUCAGAAUGUGGGCUGCAAAUCACAGGAACUGUAAACAGGGUAAACUUUGGGACUGGACUGCCCUCGUGCUGUUCGUCUCGUACCAGUGUGGAUUUAUCGUUGCCGCCAUUAAAGCUCACUUAUGGUUUGAUCUUCCACCAGCAAGUGGUGUGACAUACCUCAUGGAAAUGACUCGCCUCCUAAUGAAAGCGCACGCCUUUGUCCGUAGUAACGUACCAAAAGCAUUGAUAAGUCGUACAAGUGAUGAGACGAUUCAUGCGAACACUUUCUAUGUUCUACCAUCAUUUGCAAUGUAUGUUUACUUCAUGUUUGUCCCCACCUUAGUAUACCGGGAUGAAUAUCCACGCACGAGACAGAUCCGAUGGCGCAUUGUACUUCUUCAUGCGAUUGAGGUAGUAGGAACCGUGUUGUUUAUGAGUUUUAUCCUGGAACGACUCUUAGCACCAUUGUAUGAAAAUUUUGGCCCUGCUCAGAUUAGUUCUGGCAACCUCAUAAAGACACUUUUCUGCAGUUUCAUGCCCAGCACAUUGUUUUUAUUGUGUUUCUUCUAUUGUUCACUGCAUGCGUGGAUGAAUGGUGCGGCAGAGCUAUUGCGAUUUGCCGAUCGGAUGUUCUAUCGUGACUGGUGGAACGAGUCCACCUUUGCCGGAUACAUCCGAUCGUGGAACGUGGUGGUGCACGAUUGGCUAUACACGUACGUGUACAAGGAUUGUGUCGAGCAUGUGUUCCGUAACUGUAGGCCACUUGCUACGGUGGCCGUGUUUACUGUGUCGGCCGUGUUCCAUGAGCUCAUACUGGCGUUUACGUUCCGUUUCUUCUAUCCGGUAAUGUUUGUACAGUUCGAGUUUCUUGGCCUGUUGCUGAUGUUUGUCACCAAGCGAAUGGGCAAGGAUGUGGGAAAUGUGCUCCUGUGGUUGAUGCUUUCCAUAGGGAAUGGGUUGCAUCUGAGCCUGUACAAUAUGGAGUACUACGCCCGGCGAAAUUGUCCGGAUAUUGGAGAUUCGAUCGUCGAUUACAUGGUGCCUGUAUCGUGGUCUUGCAACGGUAUAACACACAAUCCAAACUGGACCUUCACGGCACCUUGGAGUCUGCCAUGA
This is a messenger RNA of Anopheles marshallii, 1557 nucleotides long. Its product is annotated as sterol O-acyltransferase 1-like. Gene Ontology annotation, cellular component: endoplasmic reticulum membrane. The coding region runs from base 1 to 1557 and encodes 518 amino acids. The record is from RefSeq and is a predicted model, not a curated record. The transcript has 4 exons. Gene Ontology annotation, biological process: cholesterol metabolic process. Lineage: Eukaryota; Metazoa; Arthropoda; Insecta; Diptera; Culicidae.